AUGGAAGCGUAUGAGAAUGCUCGGAUCUACAAGAAAAAAACUAAGGCAUUUCAUGAUCACUAUAUCCGGAAGAAAGACUUUCAAGAAGGUGACGAAGUUCUCCUUUACAACUCGAGGCUCGGAUUCUUGCUUGGAAAGCUCCAUUCAGGAUGGGAUGGACCCUUUAGAGUAAAGGAGGUAAAGCCCUAUAGUGUGGUCGAAUUACUCGAUCCUCAGAGUAAUGCAACAUUCAAAGUGAAUGGCCAUAGAGUGAAGAAGUAUCAUGGCCACAAAUUACCAAGAGAAGUGGAGGUGUUCCUACUUGAGGAUGCACCUAAAGGAGGAGAAGCUUAA
This is a messenger RNA of Arachis duranensis, 333 nucleotides long. RefSeq lists its product as uncharacterized. The coding region runs from base 1 to 333 and encodes 110 amino acids. The transcript has a single exon. Lineage: Eukaryota; Viridiplantae; Streptophyta; Magnoliopsida; Fabales; Fabaceae. The record is from RefSeq and is a predicted model, not a curated record.